Molecule: messenger RNA, 456 nt
Organism: Acanthocheilonema viteae
Lineage: Eukaryota; Metazoa; Nematoda; Chromadorea; Rhabditida; Onchocercidae
Source: the annotation of a GenBank genome assembly
AUGGGGAUGAUCUGCAUCGAACUGUACUGGGAUCACGCUCCCAGAACGUGUAAAAAUUUUGCCGAACUAGCCCGACGCGGAUACUACAAUGGAACUAUAUUUCAUAGGAUAAUUGCCGAUUUCAUGAUUCAGGGCGGAGAUCCGACCGGAACCGGUCGUGGCGGUGCAUCAAUUUUUGGUGAUAGAUUUCCGGAUGAAAUCCAUGAUAAUUUAAAGCAUAGCGGUGCUGGGAUCAUUUCGAUGGCUAACAGUGGACCAAACACUAAUGGUUCACAGUUUUUCAUUACUUUAGCACCAGCACAACAUUUAGAUGGGAAACAUACCAUUUUUGGACGAGUUGCAUCUGGAAUGAGAGCGGUGCAAAAAAUUGGACUUGUGGAUACGGAUGCUCAUGAUCGGCCAAAAAGCGAAAUUAAAAUAUUAAAGGCAUUCCCUAAAGAUGACUCUCGCAAUUGA